ACAUUUUCACUUCCCUCCACAUAUUCCCAAUUUUUCCUCCCCAAAUUCCAAGUUUCCCUCCCCCGUAGACCUAAAUAUUUUCAUCCCUCUCCUAAAUCUCCAAAAUUUGGAGUUGAUUUUGCUAAAACUCAAAAACCCAUUUGAACCUAAAUGCCAAAUUCAUUUCCUCAACUCUAAUCCAUCAAUGAUAGGAGGUCAAUAUGUGAGUUUAUGUUGAUUUUAGGUGAUUUCUUCCUAAUCCUCUUUGUUUCUUCUCUCUGCUCUACGAUUUUCUUUUGUGUUGUUCGUUCGUCAAGGUUCUACAUAAUCAAGGGAUUUGGGGUUGGAGAACAAGUGGUACAAUGGACAGAGGUUGUUGCUCUAGAUCUGCUUGAAACCCAUUUCUCUUUUUUUCUAUCGUUAUUUCUGUCUCUCAUCUCUUGAUUUCAUUGUUUCCUCAAGUACUCUCCUUUCUCCUCUCUUCGUCACUCUUCCUUUCUCCCAUUUGCUUGUUGCUCUCUUUUUUUUUUUUUUCUUUUUUUUUUUUGAAGUUCUAGGGCCCUAUCUGGUGAAGCUUCAUGGCUUCUAAACGGAUUUUGAAGGAACUCAAGGAUUUGAAGAAGAUGGCGAUUGUUGAUGCUGGAGAAGGGGGGAGCAAGUGGUGUGAAUUAGACUUAUUGAGGACGUGGGUUUUAUUUGAUCUUUUUCCACCUAAUUCUUUGGAAGAAGAAACUGAAGGAAGUAAAUGGAUUUUAUCAAAAUUGAAAAAGAAAUUGAGAAAAAGGGAAUUAAUAGAAGCAAGGGAUUCCACAGCUUUAGGUUUUAAAGGGAAUCAAACUGAUGGUGAGAGGCAAAGGACUGAUGGUGAGAGGCAAAGUGGAGAUGGCGAUACAGGUGAUGGAAGAGAUUUGUGAGAUUUGUUAGCACAUCAGAAUUUCUUGAGAGAUUUGUGAUGGUAGAGAAAGAGAUUGAGUAGAUUGAGUUUAAUUUUAGUCAGAUGAAGCUGCUGUGGCAUUAGAUGCAGAUGGUUUUUUCUUUUUUUCUUUUUUUCCGGGGUCUAUACCAACAGAUUAUCCAUUUGUAAAGAUAAAAGUCUAUACCCACA
Rubroshorea leprosula is the source of this 1084-nucleotide messenger RNA. The record is from the annotation of a GenBank genome assembly. NCBI's taxonomy places the organism in Eukaryota, Viridiplantae, Streptophyta, Magnoliopsida, Malvales, Dipterocarpaceae.